This is a messenger RNA of Bicyclus anynana (squinting bush brown), 625 nucleotides long. Its product is annotated as kunitz-type serine protease inhibitor 2-like. The transcript is spliced from 4 exons. The record is from RefSeq and is a predicted model, not a curated record. Gene Ontology annotation, molecular function: serine-type endopeptidase inhibitor activity. Bases 40 to 372 code for a protein of 110 amino acids. NCBI's taxonomy places the organism in Eukaryota, Metazoa, Arthropoda, Insecta, Lepidoptera, Nymphalidae.
AUAAAAUACGAAUAUAUUCCAAUAUAAAUCGCAGCUAAGAUGGCGGGUCAACUUCACCAAUGCACUUGUAUUAGUUUUAUGUUAAUUGUAUUGGUUUAUCAAGUUAAAGGCAUAGAUGAAGAAGCUACAUCUAGAGAUCUCAAAUAUAUUUCGACAUUUGUGGCAGAAGACAGAGCAGCAAGAAAACAAGUAGACCUUCGGAGACCACCUUUUUGCUACUACAAGCCUGUCAGAGGUGAAUGCAGUUUAAAGUUACCGAGAUAUUAUUACGACUCCACUCACAACAGAUGCAGAGUGUUCCUAUAUUCUGGCUGCGGUGGCAAUACUAACAACUUUUUGACCCGACCACAGUGUAUCGAAGUUUGUCAGUAAUACCACGAACUUUUACAUCUACGCCACAGUAAACAGUUAAUCAAGUUAUAUAAUGAUUUAUUUAUUUUGCUAUCAUCCGCGAAAAUUCGGCGAACCCAUGCGACAACGUCACCCAGGUCCGACAAAAUACUCUCUACGUACGUUUCACCCCGAAACCGGAGCAUCCUCAGGAGAUGUUGACUCUACAACGUGCAAUUGCAAAGUGUCGUUUUCGACCUUUGCUUCGUCUUUAAUAGACCAAAAAGUAGGUGGG